AUGGAAAACGCAGCACAAUCGAGACAAAUAUCUAAACUUACGAAAUUCUUAGAAUACGAUAUCGAAGUCAAAGCACAUUCCACCCUUAACAAUGCCAAAGGAGUGAUAAAUUGUAGAGACCUUUUGAAUUGCACAGAACAAGAAAUUUUGGAUGAACUAGAAGGACAAGGUGUUAUAGAUGUAAGACGUAUUAAAACAAAAAAAGAGGGUAAACUCGUUGAUACCCCGAUUCACAUCCUAACAUUUAAUACACCGAAAUUACCACAACAAGUUAAAGCAGCUUUUUAUAAUCUCAAAGUUCGCCAAUUUAUUCCAUCCCCAUUACGAUGUUUUAAAUGUCAAGGUUUUAGCCACACGGCAACAAGGUGCACUAAAGAGCAAAUAUGUGUAUGCGGAAAAUCUCUUCACGUGGGCAGCCAAUGCCAACCACCAGUAAAGUGUAUAAACUGCAAAGGAGAUCAUUCCGCAAGAUCUAAAGACUGUCCAAUAUACAAACAAGAAGUAGCGAUACAAGAGAUCAAAGCAAAAGAGAAUAUAUCCUACACUGAUGCCAGAAAGAAAAUUAUUAUACCCACCCCAAAACCAAAUAUUUCCUUUGCUCGAGCCAUUGCCCCUCCGAUUAUACCUAAGUUAAAUACCAAAGAAUUGGUACAAGAAUUAAUUCCCCAUUUAGUAAGUGCACUCAGUGCUUUCUAUACUCCCCCUCCCGUAUUUGUACAACCCACAAUACCUGCACAAUCCAAAAAAUUACCUUUACCGGAUCCUGGCUGUCCCAUACAGAAACGAUAUAGAACUGAUAGUUCGGAUAUUGAAUCUGUAACCAGCGAGGCGGGUUCAUCAGCCCAGAAAACAAAGACUGUCAAGAAACCUAAACGUGGACGUGGUUGGAAAAAAGGAAGAUCCCGAAAGCCAAAAGACAGUAAUAACUCUCAAAGUUUGGAUGAUUUACCUUCCUCGGAAGAGGAAAACCAGGAGAUGGACCUACAGGACCCAAUCCAAAAACUUCCGGAUCCAAUCCAAAAACUUCCGGAUCCAAUCCAAAAACUUCCGGAUAAUUCUACCCCUACUUAA
Molecule: messenger RNA, 1071 nt
Organism: Psylliodes chrysocephalus
Lineage: Eukaryota; Metazoa; Arthropoda; Insecta; Coleoptera; Chrysomelidae
Source: the annotation of a GenBank genome assembly